AUGUCGCUCGCUAAAGCUCCUUCGCUCAAGACGAGCUUCAAGGCGACCCGCACUAUCGAGCCGAUUUACACUGGUGGCAAGGUUGCGCUCGCUGUUGAUGGUAGAACAUUGGCGACGACCCUGGGAGAGGAUGUGCAGAUUACGGAUAUGACGACUGGAGAGAGGGUUGCGGAGAUCAAGGGAGACUCGGAUAUUACAACGCUUACUGUUACUCCCGACGGCGCACACCUCUUGACCUGCUCGAGAUCACUACAAUUGAAGACAUACGAAUUGCCUAGCGGAAGGCUGAUCCGGAGUACCAAGGCGCACGAAGCCCCUGUCAUCGUCAUGGACGCCGAUCCGACAUCGACCCUCGUCGCGACUGGUGGUGCGGAAGGUGCAGUAAAGGUCUGGGACGUUGACGGAGGAUUCGUCACUCACCACUUCAAGGGUCACGGUGGUGUUGUUUCAGCUUUGAAGUUCUGGGGUGAGAAGGGCGGUGGAAAAUGGUACUUGGCGACAGGUUCGGACGACUGCAAAGUUAGAGUAUGGGACUUGGUGAAGAGAACCUGUAUCGCAGUGUUGGACAGCCAUGUGUCCGUUAUCCGUGGAUUGGACUUUUCGGAGGAUGGCAAGACCCUGAUCUCUGGUUCAAGAGAUAAGGUUGUGAAUGUGUGGGAUAUGAAGACUUUCAAGCUCAUCAAGACCAUUCCGACGUAUGAGUCCUUGGAGACGGUUGGAUAUCUGUCGGCAGGCACGCUCACGGAGGAUCCCAAGGAGCAGGUUAUCUACACCGGCGGUGAGAAUGGUGUCGUAAGACUGUGGUCGGCAAAGACUGGUCAGGAGGUCGGCAAAGCGUCCACCCCACCCCGACCCGAGAUCGGCAUUUCAGACAUCAUCUACCACCCCACAACCCAGCUCUUCCUCUCCGUCCUCACCGACGAAAACCUCAUCAUCCACUCCACCUCCGACAAGACCCUCCCAGUCCUGAAGCGCAUCGCGGGACACCACGACGAAGUCAUCGACUGUACCUACCUCGGCGAGAACGACACCCACCUCGCCAUCGCCACCAACAGCGACGAAGUUCGUAUCAUCAAUACCGACGGCUUUGAUACUGGCGCAUUACACGGACACAAAGAUAUCGUUAUCUGUUUGGAUAGGGAUUUCGAGGGUGGAUGGUUGGCGACUGGAGCGAAGGAUAAUGAAGCGAGAUUAUGGCGGAUCGAUCUGAAUAACCCUUAUCCGGAGAAAAGGUUUGAAUGUUUUGCGACGUUUACGGGUCAUGCUGAGUCGAUUGGUGCGAUUGCGCUGCCACGAACACCCACGAACGGAGCGCCGCCCAAGUUCUUGUUGACUGGAUCUCAGGACCGGACGAUUAAGAGAUGGGAGGUACCACGUACCGCUGGGGCUAAGCCCAGGGCGCUGUAUACCCAGAAAGCACACGACAAAGAUAUCAACGCCAUUGACGUCUCUCCUAAUGACGCCCUAUUCGCCACCGCAUCCCAAGACCGCACCGUCAAGAUCUGGUCUCUGGACGAUGGAGAGCCCGUCGGUGUCCUCCGCGGCCACAAGCGCGGUGUCUGGUCCGUGAAGUUCUCUCACCAUGAGAAAGUCAUCGCUACUGGUUCCGGAGACAGGACUUUGAAGUUGUGGAGUUUGAAUGAUUACAGUUGUUUGAGGACGUUUGAGGGACACACGAACUCUGUCCUCAAGGUUGCAUUCAUGACUGCUGGGUUGCAGAUUGCAUCUGCGGGUGGUGAUGGUCUCGUUAAGGUUUGGACGAUUAAGAGUGGCGAGUGUGCGACUACGCUUGAUAACCAUGACGAGAAGGUUUGGUCGCUUGCUGUUCGCAAUGAUGACCAUGUUCUCGUGUCUGGCGGUGCAGACUCUCGGGUUAACCUCUGGGAAGACGUUUCUGAGAUCGAGCGUGAAGAGGAUGCGAAGAAGGCAGAGGAGUUGGUCGAGAAGGAGCAGACCCUCGCCAACUACCUCCACCGCAAGGAUUGGCGGAAUGCUAUCGUCAUGGCCAUGUCUCUCGACCAACCUCACCGUCUCUUGAACUUGUUCAAGAACGUGCAUGAGUCAAGAGGUGUCGAUGCACCAGAGGCUGACAAGCAGAGUAUCACCGGCUUGGCUGCUGUUGACGACGUCCUUGCGUCCUUGGCAGAGGAGCAAGUUGGUACCCUCAUGAUCCGUAUCCGCGAUUGGAACACAAAUGCACGUACUGCACCUGUCGCUCAGCGUAUCUUGCACGUCUUGCUGCAGUCAUACCCACCUGAGACCUUCCUCAAGAUCGACGGUAUCAAGGGUGCGUUGGAUGCUUUGGUGCCGUAUUCUGAGAGACAUUAUGGGCGCAUUGGUGAGUUGAUGAAGGACUCGUAUAUUGUUGAGUUUACAUUGAGAGGAAUGGAGGAUGUCCUUGGUUUGCAAGAGGACGAGGAGGAGCAGACGAAUGGGACUGCUAUGGAGGUUGAUGCCUGA
Saitoella complicata NRRL Y-17804 is the source of this 2460-nucleotide messenger RNA. Its product is annotated as WD40 repeat-like protein. Gene Ontology annotation, biological process: endonucleolytic cleavage in 5'-ETS of tricistronic rRNA transcript (SSU-rRNA, 5.8S rRNA, LSU-rRNA); endonucleolytic cleavage to generate mature 5'-end of SSU-rRNA from (SSU-rRNA, 5.8S rRNA, LSU-rRNA). Gene Ontology annotation, molecular function: U3 snoRNA binding; protein binding. The record is from RefSeq and is a predicted model, not a curated record. Lineage: Eukaryota; Fungi; Ascomycota; Saitoellomycetes; Saitoellales; Saitoellaceae. Gene Ontology annotation, cellular component: small-subunit processome; nucleolus; 90S preribosome. Bases 1 to 2460 code for a protein of 819 amino acids. The transcript has a single exon.